AUGACAACGGAAGGUGCUCAAGGAGGUGGCAUCAAACGAUGCAAAACUAGAAGGGCAGUAAAUACCUAUCAAUGUGCGAGGGUACAAAAGUCUGCUUUCAGCUCAGCGCUAUGGCGAUCCUCUGCAGGGAUGAAACCUGAGGAUGCGAAUGCGUUAUCAAAAACUCCUCCGGCGGCAUCUUCGGAACCUCCACAUGUCGAGAGAAAUAUUUCGGCAGGAGCUGGCAGGAGGCGCCGCGGCUUCCCAGCUGAAGUCACAGAGCUUGCGAUUGAGAAAGUGCAACUCGGAGAAGCUAUCUUCACGCACACAGGGAAAUUUCCGAAAUCAGUUGGCCACACUGCUUGA
Puccinia graminis f. sp. tritici CRL 75-36-700-3 is the source of this 345-nucleotide messenger RNA. RefSeq lists its product as uncharacterized. The coding region runs from base 1 to 345 and encodes 114 amino acids. The transcript has a single exon. NCBI's taxonomy places the organism in Eukaryota, Fungi, Basidiomycota, Pucciniomycetes, Pucciniales, Pucciniaceae. The record is from RefSeq and is a predicted model, not a curated record.